This is a messenger RNA of Tremella mesenterica DSM 1558, 1514 nucleotides long. RefSeq lists its product as uncharacterized. Gene Ontology annotation, molecular function: protein binding. NCBI's taxonomy places the organism in Eukaryota, Fungi, Basidiomycota, Tremellomycetes, Tremellales, Tremellaceae. The coding region runs from base 45 to 1514 and encodes 489 amino acids. The transcript has 7 exons. The record is from RefSeq and is a predicted model, not a curated record. Gene Ontology annotation, cellular component: Set1C/COMPASS complex.
AGACAACCAAUUCUGGUGAUGCUGGCAAAGUAUAUAUCCACAGUAUGCAACAACUGUUGAACCCCUUUGCUCAGAAGUAUCCAGAAAAUACCGAUACUGCCCUUCCCACCCAAGCCACCAGUGUUCGGUUCAACCGCUAUGGUCCGUAUGCUGGACAUUACCUCGCUUGUGGAUGUGGGGACGGCACGGUCGAGGUAUGGGAUAUGGAAACGAAAGGUGUUAUCAAGACGUUGGAGGGACAUGUGAAACCUGUUGGUGGUGUUGCUUGGUCACGGAAUAAUCGAUAUCUCCUCACAUCCUCUCUCGACUCAACAGCCAUCAUAUGGGACCUCUCUUUCCUCCCCAAUCCCCUUCUUCAACCUUACACCCCGUAUACCUCCGGGAAAACAGCCCCAAUCACCUCUUCCAACUCCUCUCAGCGUGUGAGAACAAUCCGAUUCGACGCCCCUGUCGCUCAAGCCGUGUUCCAUCCUCGGAAUAGCAAAAUCGUCUUAGCUUCCUUGACGUGCAAUGAGGUGGUAUUAGUCGAUCUGAGGUCAGGAGGGGGUAGGUGGAAAUUGUCCGAUGUGAUGGAAGGUGGAGGAGAAGGUGAGAUGGAGGUCGAUGGUGCGGAGGUAAAGGGGAAGAAAUCCGCUCUGACAUGUGCUGCUUGGUCACCUUGCGGAUCACGUAUCUACGCAGGGACCACAGGUGGUUUAUUAUUGGUCAUCGAUCCACUGUCGCGGUACGUCAUGAAUAGGAUUCGGGUUGCAAAUUCAGGAAUCAGGCAAUUAACAUUCGACGCAAUGGGCCGCAACAUCAUACUCUCUUCCACUGACCGAGCCCUCCGCACACUUUCUGUCGAUGCUCGGACCGGUGCCCUCGCCCCCGUUCAUAGAUUUCAAGAUUUGAUCAAUCGUACACCCUGGCAUGCUAUCGCUUUUUCUGGAGACGCCGAAUAUGUGAUGGGUGGUGCAGGACAUAAAAUGGCUCAUAAUGUUUUCAUAUGGGAUAGAGAUAGUGGAAGUUUGGUCAAAGUUCUCGAAGGUCCUCGUGAGCCUUUGGUAGAUUGUGAUUGGCAUCCCACUCGACCCGUCAUAGCUUCAGUUUCAACCCUCGGUGAAAUCCAUUUAUGGCAAACCUCGUCACCAGAUAAUUGGGCGGCUUUCGCACCUGGUUUCGAAGAGCUUGAAGAGAAUGUAGAAUAUGACGAACGUGAAGAUGAGUUUGAUAUUGAAGACGAAUCCGACUUAUUACGACGUAAAGAUGCAGAAGAAGACGUAGUCAUUGAUGUCCUCUCUCCAUCUGACGAUUAUCCCCGUAGACCUGAAAAUAUACCAACUUCCCGCUCACCUUCCCGAGCAGUCAAGACGGAACAGAUGGAGGAUGAAGGGGAAGACGAGAGGGAAGCGAUAAGAUUAGCUCAGGCGGUGAAAGAGUGGGCGGAUAACGAUCCGGAUGAUGAUACUUGGGAAGGGUUUCAUAUUAGUUUAGAUCUUUUGACAGAGACUGAGAUAACCGUCCUUUCCUCGUGA